Neurospora hispaniola is the source of this 545-nucleotide messenger RNA. RefSeq lists its product as uncharacterized. Lineage: Eukaryota; Fungi; Ascomycota; Sordariomycetes; Sordariales; Sordariaceae. The record is from RefSeq and is a predicted model, not a curated record. The transcript is spliced from 2 exons. The coding region runs from base 84 to 410 and encodes 108 amino acids.
UCUGUCGCUCCCUUACAAUGAUAGUGUCAGCUUCAAUCCUUCUGCUUCCCAGUCAGGCAUAGCAGCACCGAAGAAGCCACGAUAUGGAUUACCUACCUGACCCUUUGCUCCUCCUCAUCGUUACUCCCCACAUUCUCCUGAUGGCGAGAGUGUACUAUUCCUUCAUGUCUUUCCAGUUGGACAGGAAAUCUUUGAGAUCGUUCUCUCCCCCACCAAUCGUGGUAGGACAAAAGGGCGUCACCGAUCCGAUUAUUUCCAGGGUCAUCUUCGCCCACGCGGCUUGGAAGUGGAUAGAAGCAAUUCAACGGGCGAGACCUGGUCUCAUUCCCAUUGUUAUCGCCACUUGCUUAGUUUUGGUCUCGUUGUAUGUUUCAUUCUCAACACGAGGCUGGGAGCACCGAUUUUAUUAGGAUCACCUACAUGAAUCUGGGUUCAUGGGCAUCAAUCUUGCAGCCGGGGUCCAUCAGAGUCUCCCUUGCCCUGAUGCGUUAAGACGCUGCAACCAAUCUGUGGCGCUCAUGGGUCUGAAGCGCCCAACAUGAAUG